This is a messenger RNA of Molossus molossus (Pallas's mastiff bat), 1249 nucleotides long. RefSeq names its product leucine rich repeat containing 39 (gene LRRC39). The coding region runs from base 159 to 1211 and encodes 350 amino acids. Gene Ontology annotation, molecular function: protein binding. The record is from RefSeq and is a predicted model, not a curated record. Lineage: Eukaryota; Metazoa; Chordata; Mammalia; Chiroptera; Molossidae. The transcript is spliced from 9 exons.
UUGGUUACAGUCUGACCAAGGGUUUUACUCGUUCGGAGCCGCUCUGGAAACAAUACCCUGUGAGCCGAUCGUCGCGGACUUUGGGCAUGUCAGCUUCUGCAGCCACUGACGAUGGUUCUUUCUGAGAUGGCAUCUGUGAUUCUGCUAUUUAGAACUUAAUGAAGUUGGGGACUCUGCGACAAUGUGGAGAAAUCAUGUCAGAAAAUGUGGUUUGUACUGGGGCUGUCCAUGCGGUAAAGGAAGUAUGGGAAAAAAGGAUAAAGAUCAUCAAUGAAGACCUGAAGCGACAGAAGGAAUUUCAGCAGAAGCUCGUGCAGAUCUGGGAGGAACGCGUGAACUUCACCAGGCUGAAAGGAAAGGUCACCAGGGAAAACGGGAGAGUUAUUCUGAAGAUAGAACAAGAGGAGUGGAAGACCCUUCCUUCUUCUCUGCUGAAACUGAGUCAGCUACAGGAGUGGCAGCUGCACAGAACUGGGCUGUUGAAAAUCCCUGAAUUCAUCGGAAGAUUCCAGAACCUCAUUGUGUUAGAUUUAUCUCGAAACACAAUUUCAGAGAUACCUCGAGGGAUAGGACUGCUUACUAGACUUCAGGAACUGAUUCUCAGUUACAACAAAAUCAAGAUUGUCCCCAAGGAACUGAGUAAUUGUGCCAGCUUGGAGAAGCUAGAACUUGCUGUCAACAGAGACAUAUGUGAUCUUCCACAAGAGCUCAGCCGGCUGCUAAAGCUCACUCACCUGGACCUGAGCAUGAACUGCUUCACCACCAUCCCUCCUGCUGUGCUGAACAUGCCCGCCCUCGAGUGGCUGGACCUGGGAAGCAACCAACUUGAACAACUUCCGGAUACCAUAGAAAGAAUGCAAAAUCUACAUACAUUAUGGCUGCAACGGAAUGAAAUAACAUGCUUGCCAGAAACCAUCCGCAACAUGAAAAGUCUGGGCACUCUUGUUCUCUGCAACAAUAGACUGCGAGAUAUUCCAGUGUGCAUGGAAGAGAUGACCAGCCUGAGGUUUGUCAACUUCAGAGACAACCCACUGCGCCUGGAGGUGACACUCCCCCCCCUCGAGAGCACGGAGGAAGAGGAGGAACAGGAACUGUUUGGCCUUCAGUUCAUGCACACCUACAUCCAGGAGUCACGGAGAAGAGCGGGUGAGACCGAUGACCCAGUCAACUGCGUGACAACUUUCCCAAUCUCUGAAAGUCCUGACGGGUAACAGAUCUCAAGAUGCCCUGCUGAAGAUUACUUUGGAAU